CUCUGCUUGUUGAUGUUUUUGCUCUGUUGUUAGGGUUCAUUCCCAAUUUUUGGGUUUUUAUCUUUAAAUUCAUGCUGUACAGGUAAGUUCUAUCCAAGAUGAUCUAUGGUUCUACAAAUUUUACUCUUCGACUCAUGAUGAUUGUGUCGACCGAUUUGUUUUGCAGAUUUUUUUGUUUUGAUGUGUUUCAGAGAGAUGCUAAGUUUUAGGUGUGCGUGAACUCAUGCUUAGAGUCUCAUCAUGCUCUCAGUUUACCUUUUUUCACUUGGAUGUAAAAUUUUGAUGGCAUGUUGGCAUUGGUUUCCUUUUUGGUUUUUUCAUUGUGGAUUUUCUCUUUGUCCUAUGGGGUUCAAGUUGGCAAUAUUGCCUUCUUGGUUUUAUUACGAAUUUCCUAAAUUGAUCUGGUCUUCGUCUAACUUACCUUUUCUGUGAGGAAUCUUUCUUGAACUUACUGGCUUUGGGUAAAGUGUUUCUCAAAAUUAUGAUGUUCAUAUUUUUAGACAAUAGUUUUAGACUUUUAUAUUCUAUUACUAGGACUCAGUUAGUCAAUUUUACUUACUGGAAUUUAUAUUUUACAAUCUUUUACUGAAAUUAGUAACUAAGGAAUCUUUCUGAAUUUUUUGGUUAUCCAUUGUAGGCUGACACAGAACCAAGUAAUGUAGGUCGUCUCGCUUAUGAGAACUCUCAUAGGUUAAUUUUGUGCUUUUCUUUAGUGGGGGAUCUAGUUUUAGAAAGCAAAACCACUGAUUGUUUACAGUGUAAAAAGAUCAAGGGGUUUGCUGUGGUUCUUUUUCAAUGAUAGACAAAAUGUACUUUGUUUUGGCAGACAUACAUAUGUUUGUUUUAACCUUCUGCAGAUUCCAUUGAUGAAAAGUAGCCUCUGAUACUUGGUAACACUUGGACCAGUUAAGGCCCAGUGCCGAGGAAGUGUUCUUGAGCAUAGAGAGGAGAGCAGCCUGAUACGAGUGGCGGAUAGCAUCUGCCUAAAGUAUCCUUUUUUUUCCGCUACUGUGCUUUUGACAAUAGAUGAUCAGGAGGAAGUAAUAAAUACGAAGGAAGAUGAACAGUUUAUGUAUAUCAAGUUGAACUUUAGUAGAUACUGUAGCUCAAAUGCCAGGACCGAGAAUGAAGAGAAAAUCAGACAAGGGAUGUGUAAGAUUGCACAAUGUCCAUGCUCGUCACAGGUCAUCUAAGAAAUCAGAAAACUCACCAUCGGAAAUCAACACAGAGGUGGACGCUUCUAUUCAAAUUCAUCAUGAUGGAAACCUUUCAAACACAAUUAGUUCUCGUAUGGAACAAUCAGGGUGCGACUCUACGAUAACAGGUUUUGAUGGAGCCUCUGCUGAAUUGCUAAACUUGUCUUCAUCUCCACCGGAUCCUUUAUCUACUGAAAGAAUGCUGCAGAGUUCAAGCUCAACCGCAAUAGCACCAGAGUUAGAAACAAUUUUCUCACCUAAUUUCGAGGAUGGUGAUUCCCAGUUGAAUUCAACUAAUCAUGGUUAUGAAGUUCAGAAUGAAAAUCCUGGAUUGCCUAAUCUCGUUGCGGAUGAAGGAGAUGAUGGAAACUCUGGGUUCAGUGAUUAUCAAGCUUGCAGUUUAUUGGACUUCUGCUUCUCAGAGAGUGCUCCAUCUUUACCUUUUGACGAUAGCAUGGAUUUUACCGAUGUUUCUUGCCAUCAUUACGAGUUUACUACUUCUGACAUACUGACUGACGUGGCGGAGAGGUAUAUGAUGCUGCCAUUCCUUGGGAGGAACACAGAAACUAGCGGUGCUCAUGAUAAUGAAUCAAUUCAAGAAAUCAUGAUGAACUCCAAUGAUGCAUACUUGGCAACUCAUCAAGAAUCUGACAUGAAUUAUCUAUCUGGUGAUUUGGGAGAAAUAGAAUGCCUGAAUCCACAGCUAGUUUUUCGAACUUCACCUGAUUUAUCUCGGGAAGUUUCAUCGAGUUGUCCUACUCUAUUGCAAAAGGAAACACAAGGGAAGCCCAUAACUCUUGUCCUUGAUUUAGAUGAAACUCUUGUUCAUUCUACACUUGAGUACUGUGAUGAUGCUGAUUUCACCUUUCCGGUUUUCUUUAACAUGAAAGAGCAUACCGUAUAUGUAAGACGGAGGCCUUUUCUACAAAUGUUCCUCGAGAGAGUGGCUCAGAUGUUUGAAAUUGUUAUUUUCACAGCUAGUCUAAGCAUAUAUGCUUCUCAGCUACUUGACAUUUUGGAUCCAGACAACAAAAUAAUUUCUGGGCGCAUUUAUCGUGAAUCAUGCAUAUUCUCUGAUGAUACCUAUACAAAGGACCUAAGUAUUUUGGGGGUUGACCUGGCAAAAGUUGUCAUAAUCGACAAUUCCCCACAGGUUUUCCGGUUGCAAGUUAAUAAUGGCAUUCCAAUCAAGAGUUGGUUUGAUGAUCCAUCGGACCAUGCUUUAGUUCAAUUACUCCCUUUCCUCGAGACCCUGGUCGAUGCUGAGGAUGUUCGUCCGAUUAUUGCAAACAGGUUCAGCAACAAAGAGCAACAACAGUUUGUUUGAGAUAUCAUUGUCUUGGCAAUAUUUAUUGUUCUUCCUGAGGUAACCAUUCUCAUCGACCGCAAUUUAUCCACGGUUUCUUAGAUUUGCUUCCAUUAUCAUGCCAACUUAGCUGUAUGACAAGUGAAGAUUCCUGAUGAUUGUACCAAAUUUUCUCCAAGUGUAUGUAUAUUCUUCCCAUCCUAUUUUCUCACACAGGUGUUUACAUUAGAAUUUUGUCAUGAAAAUAAAAUAUUUUGUUCUACUGUUUUCUUA
Molecule: messenger RNA, 2775 nt
Organism: Musa acuminata AAA Group (dessert banana)
Lineage: Eukaryota; Viridiplantae; Streptophyta; Magnoliopsida; Zingiberales; Musaceae
Exons: 8
Coding region: 1111-2523 (470 amino acids)
Molecular function (GO): phosphoprotein phosphatase activity
Source: RefSeq, a predicted model, not a curated record